Danio aesculapii is the source of this 2839-nucleotide messenger RNA. RefSeq names its product nuclear receptor subfamily 1, group d, member 1 (gene nr1d1). NCBI's taxonomy places the organism in Eukaryota, Metazoa, Chordata, Actinopteri, Cypriniformes, Danionidae. Gene Ontology annotation, molecular function: RNA polymerase II cis-regulatory region sequence-specific DNA binding; nuclear receptor activity; zinc ion binding. Gene Ontology annotation, biological process: hormone-mediated signaling pathway; positive regulation of transcription by RNA polymerase II; negative regulation of transcription by RNA polymerase II. The transcript has 8 exons. The coding region runs from base 324 to 2243 and encodes 639 amino acids. The record is from RefSeq and is a predicted model, not a curated record.
GCUCAUCUCCUCCAUCCAUGCUCAGAACGACGCAGCAAAGCAAAACCGGGCCGAUUUGACAGAACAGUUCAGAGCGAUACAGAUUGGGCGAGUGACAGGACAAGCGCACUGGUGUAUGAUUGGCUUUCACUGAAUGAACUAUAUUUCACUGGCGUCUUUGCGCAGAUCUUACCAUCUUAUAAGAGCAGAUGCGCACGUAUUUGAUGCGACUUUAGGAAACCAAUUGCCUAGCAGCUAUGGCUUUAUCGUAAGAGACAGAUUUGUAGUACAUCUAUAGAGAAUCAGCUUUGAGUGUUACAUUGGAGAUUCUGUCAAAACCCUGCAUGACUUUACUGGGGCUCAACAUGACGACCGCAGCAGACACGAACAACACAGGUGGGGUGAUAUCAUACAUUGGAUCAUGUGGAGGCUCUCCCAACCGUACCAGCCCUGUGUCUAUGUACAGUGAGAAUUCUAACAGCAGUAUGCAGUCCCUUACACAACCCUGCUUCGGAUCAUCAUUCCCACCAUCCCCUAAUGGAUCUCAUGAUUCCUCACGGAUGUACACCAGUAGCAGCAGCAGCAGCUCGAGUUCAGGAUCAGGAGAGGACGGAAACUCAUCAUGCUCUGGUGGAUCGCCGAGAGGCCGUGAUGAUGGUGGAAGCGCACGCAAUUCACCCAACAAAUCAGUUGCCACCCUUACUAAGCUGAACGGAAUGGUGUUGCUGUGCAAGGUGUGUGGCGAUGUGGCUUCUGGAUUUCACUACGGUGUCCAUGCCUGUGAGGGCUGCAAGGGUUUCUUUCGACGCAGCAUCCAGCAGAACAUCCAGUACAAAAAGUGCCUCAAGAAUGAAACUUGUACCAUUAUGCGGAUCAACCGGAAUCGGUGUCAGCAGUGCCGUUUCAAAAAGUGUCUGUCAGUGGGCAUGUCCCGAGAUGCUGUUCGUUUUGGCCGCAUCCCAAAGCGUGAGAAGCAGCGGAUGCUUGCGGAGAUGCAGAACGCCAUGAACAACAUGGUGAACAACCAGCUGCAGAAUGAAUUCCAGCUGGCGAGCAUUACCUCCAACACCCCCUGCUCUUCUUCUUCUUCAUCAUCAUCCAACACCUCCUCUUCUUCCUCAUCUCCGUGUCCAGGCCUUACAGUGGGGCCACAGCCCCAGCCCCCAGCAGUGCCCAUAGCACAAUCCCCAUCCUCACCGGCUCCAACCUCCCCAACAGUCCAACUGGCUCAAAGUCCUCCACCUCUUACCUCUACUCCACCACCAUGCACUAGUCCAGGGGUAGACAAAACCAUUGCCGCGAUAACCAGAGCACACCGUGAGACCUUCAUCUAUGCUCAUGAUAAACUAGGUUCACCACUCCUGCCUCACAAUGGCGAAUUAGACAACCGAAGCAACAACCGCUGCAUGGCUGGAUAUCAUCUCAACGGCCAUAACACAAUCUACCACCAUGACAACAACGUUGCUCAUCACUGCAACAACUUUGAGGUGCAACAAGACAACAGCCUCCAUUUUCAAGCAUCCCACACACCUGAAAAACAUCAGCAGCACAACAACAACAGCCAGCGACCUCCAAACAGUAACUUUUAUAGCAUUCACCAUGGACAAGAGAUGAACAGCGCAUCCCAGGGUCAGAACUGUCCGUGGAAAAAACGCAAGGAGAUUCUUCUGGCUUGUCCCAUGAACAUGCACCCUUACUCAGACCCAAAUAAAACACCCCAGGAAAUUUGGGAAGACUUCUCUCUUAGCUUCACUCCAGCGGUACGAGAAGUGGUUGAGUUUGCCAAACACAUCCCAGGGUUUAGCACGCUAUCCCAGAAUGACCAAGUCACUUUGCUAAAGGCUGGAACAUUUGAGGUCCUCAUGGUACGCUUCUCCUCUCUGUUCAACGUAAAAGAGAAGACCGUCACAUUCAUCUCAGGCGCCACCUAUAGCCUGGAAGCCCUGAAAAGCAUGGGCAUGGGCGAUCUGCUGGGAACCAUGUUUGACUUCAGCGAAAAACUCAAUGCAUUAGAGCUCUCAGCAGAAGAACUGGGUCUCUUUACUGCGGUCGUUCUGGUGUCUGCAGAUCGUUCUGGCAUUGAAAAUGUAAAUUCAGUCGAGAUGCUUCAGGAGAGUCUAAUCCGGGCUCUCCGAACCCUCGUCAGCAAGAGCGCCCCUACUGACGCUUCUCGAUUCACCAAGCUGCUGCUCAAACUUCCUGACCUGCGCACUCUUAACAACAUGCACUCAGAAAAGCUGCUGUCUUUCCGCAUUGAUGCCUGAGGUUGCAAACUGUGAAAACCCAGUGAAAGUGGGUCAUCGCUGUUUGAAAUAUAAAAGGGUACAGACAUUAGAACCCUUUUAGCAAAGCAAACUGAUGCCUUUGGCAGUGUAAAGCACUUGAUGACACAUUUGAAGAGACACUUCGGUGCAUAUUGGUCAGCCAGUGGCCUUUAUGAGUAAAAUAACCAUAUAAAAGGGUCUUUGAGCCACUCUUCAUGUCAGUACUUGAAAUUGGUGGCAAAGACAAAGCUAAUAAUAAAGCAGGCAAAAACAUUUGGACUGCAUCUGCAUAGGGAACACGUGCAAAAUGCCUUUUGUGAAGAGUCACAAACAGGCCAGGGGGGUCUCCAAGCCACUUCCAGAGCAGAAACGACUAAAGCAGAAUGUCAAAUGUCUCCUUAAACCCAGUCUGGCCUGGGUUUCUGCAGAGUCAGAGAUUAAACAGUCAUUUCAACUAUAAUGCAGAUGACAAUAUACAUGGUAUAUUCUCAUCCCUUGGACUUUGUAAAUUGUGUAAAUAUGAUAUAUACAUUAAAUGUUUUAAAAUGUAUAAUAUAUAUAUAUUUUUUUGUAAAGUUCACAUUCAAUACAAAGUA